Oldenlandia corymbosa var. corymbosa is the source of this 4290-nucleotide messenger RNA. The record is from the annotation of a GenBank genome assembly. Lineage: Eukaryota; Viridiplantae; Streptophyta; Magnoliopsida; Gentianales; Rubiaceae.
AUGCCGUUAUUUUCAGAUACAGCAAGCGCUAUCAAAUCCAGAUUCGGAUUCCAUGACCGCGCCUCUUCUUCUGCUUCUUCCUCGUCGGAGAUGUUGACGGUGAAGAGCACGCCAGAUCUUUCCUUCAAAUCGGCUGCAAAGGAUGUGAACGCUCUUGCUGUUAGGAGUUUUAGUGAGAGCGGUGGUGUCGAUGAUGAUGACGACAAGAAAAUCACGUCGGCCGUUAGAAGCUUCGAAUUCCGAGAAGACCCUAACUUCUGGAAAGAGCAUAAUGUUCAGGUUAUUAUCAGAGUAAGGCCUUUAAACAGUUCUGAGAUAUCAUUGCAAGGAAAUAGUCGAUGUGUGAAACAAGAUAGUUCCCAGACAAUUACUUGGACAGGGCACCCAGAGUCUCGUUUUACCUUUGAUCUUGUUGCAGAUGAAAAUGUUAGCCAGGAGAUGCUAUUUAAAGUGGCCGGAGUGCCCAUGGUGGAAAAUUGCAUGGGAGGCUACAAUAGUUGCAUGUUUGCUUAUGGCCAAACUGGCAGUGGGAAAACCCAUACGAUGCUUGGAGACAUAGAGGGAGGAACCAGAAGACAUAGUGUCAACUGUGGAAUGACGCCUAGAGUCUUCGAGUACUUGUUUUCAAGAAUUCAAAAAGAAAAGGAGGCACGAAGAGAAGAAAAGAUAAGAUACACCUGUAGAUGCUCAUUUCUAGAAAUAUAUAAUGAGCAAAUCCUCGAUCUUUUGGACCCCUCCUCCCUAAAUCUACAGAUCAGAGAAGAUAACAAGAAGGGAAUUUAUGUGGAGAAUCUUACUGAGAUAGAAGUGACGAGUGCUCGCGAUGUAAUCCAACAGCUUCUGCAGGGUGCUACCAACAGAAAGGUUGCUGCAACCAACAUGAAUCAUGCUAGCAGCCGCUCGCAUAGUGUGUUUACUUGCACUGUUGAAAGCACGUGGGAAUCACAAGGUGUAACUCAUCAUAGGUUUGCUCGGCUCAAUCUUGUUGAUUUAGCAGGCUCUGAAAGGCAAAAGAGCUCAGGCGCAGAAGGAGAACGGUUAAAGGAAGCUACCAACAUUAACAAAUCCCUUUCAACAUUGGGGCUUGUGAUAAUGAAUCUUGUGAAUAUAUCUAAUGGGAAGUCGCUUCAUGUUCCUUAUAGAGAUUCAAAGCUCACCUUCUUGCUUCAGGAAUCACUUGGUGGCAAUGCAAAAACAAGUAUUAUUGCAAAUAUCAGCCCAUCUAGCUGCUGUUCAUUGGAGACCUUGAGCACAUUAAAGUUUGCUCAACGUGCUAAAUAUAUAAAGAAUCAUGCUAUUGUAAAUGAAGAUGCUUCGGGAGAUGUUCUUGCCAUGAGGAUACAGAUCCAAAAUUUAAAGAAAGAAGUAUCACGCUUGAGGAGUCUCGUUAAUGGAGGAGCUGAGCACAAUGAAUUUGAUACCCUUGCAGCAGCGUGUCCUGGAUCUCCUGGAUCCUUUAAAUGGGAAGGACUCCAAGGGUUGUCUAGUCCUCUUGCUUCUGCAAAAAAGAUAACACAUAAGAAAGAGUAUGAAGUUGCUCUAGUUGGGGCAUUUAGGAGGGAGAAGGAGAAAGACAUUGCACUAAAGGCAAUGACCGCUGAAAGCCAAGCUGCAUCGAAGCUGGCUAAACAAAGAGAGGAUGAGAUUAAAAGCUUGAAGAUGAGAUUGAGAUUUCGAGAAGCUGGAAUAAAGAGACUCGAAGCUAUUGCUUCUGGAAAGAUUUCAGCUGAAACCCACUUGCUUAAAGAAAGGGAGGAGCAUUUGAAGGAAAUAGAGGUCUUAAGCACUCAGGUUGAUCGCAAUCAGGAGGUCACAAGGUUUGCUAUGGAAAACCUGCGCUUGAAAGAAGAGAUUAGAAGACUGAAAUCAUUUUGUGAGGAAGGAGAACGUGAAAGAAUGAAUGAGCAGAUAGUGACAUUACAGAACAAGUUGCUUGAAGCUCUUGAUUGGAAACUCAUGCAUGAAUCAGACCCUGUGAUAGUUCAGAAAGAGAAUUCUGAGCUGACCGCACCAAGUGGAGAUGACUUCCUGCUAUCCAGUCAAGCAUCACCAUGGCGUACAUCAAUGAAUGAGGAGAAUGAGUUCCUUCGGAUGCAGGCCAUUCAGAACCAAUCAGAACUGGAUUCUCUUCACAAGAAGCUCAACUCUUGCGUUGAAGAGAAAGAGAAAUUGCAAAGGCAUGUUAACGAUUUGCUAACACAACUAGAAGUGGAGAAAUCUUCUAGAGCUGCCGAAAUUGAAGAGGCAAAGACAAGUGGGCUUCAUUCACUUAAUAAAAAUCAGAUGCCCAGCACUGCUCCAGCUGAUCAAAAAGAACUACAAACAAUAGUUGAUGCAAUUGCAGCUGCAAGCCAGAGGGAAGCAGAAGCUCAUGAAACGGCUAUUUUCUUAUCCAAAGAAAAUGACGAACUUAAGAUGAAGCUGAAAGUUAUGAUUGAAGACAACAAUAGACUGAUCGAAUUAUAUGAAGGGGCAGUUGAAGAAAAUCAUAAUGGUAGCAAGGGAGCUCGAGUUACUAAAGAACAGAGGUCGGAAGAAGAAACCUACCAUUACCAUAAAGAUCAGGAGGAGCACUUGCAAAUGGAAAAAGAAAUCGAUAACUUAAAGCAUCAGCUGCAGGAAAUGCAUGAAGAAAAUGAUAAAUUGAUGGGUUUGUAUGAAAAAGCCAUGCAAGAGAAAGAUGAACUCAAAAGAGUUGUUGUCUCCAAUGAACAAAAUAUGAAUGGAAUGAGAGUUGAAUUCAACUGCCCAGAAAAGCUUGUUGUAAUGUAUGGAGUCAAAGAAUCGCAAUCUGAUGAAAAUUUCAGUGGUGCCUUCUUUGAAGAAUGCAGGGAGAGUGGUGAUCUUGAUCCAGCAGACUCGUCUAUUUCUUGUGAUGCAAUUGACAUGCCAAUGGAAACUAACUUGUAUGAAGUAAGUGUGGAAGAUGGACUCUGUGAGGUUUGUCUUCGCAGACAGGACAGUGCCCAGACUGUUGGAUCUCCACUCCGAGUUGAUUCUGUAGAUAAUAACCAAUUAGAGGACGGUCCACAAGGUCUAGUUGAUGCUGCUGUUAUAAAUGAACCUGAAGCAUCAGGAAUGGAUAUUCUUAUGGUAGAAGCAUCAGCUGAACCUCAGGAUGCCCAUUUUCAUUCAAAGACAGACUCAACAUCAUUACAUGCAGCUGCUUGCUUGCCAGAAGAUUUGAGUUUGUUGAGAAAGAAGCUUGUUGAAGCACAAGAGAAGCUUUUAGAUUCUUCCCAAAUUAUAACAACAUUUGCUUUGCUUGAGAAAGCAAUCCUUGAAGUUAAUGAGCUCUCAGAAGAAAUUGAGAGAAUUGAAUCUGGAUCUCGGGUCAAGCAACAGGAGUAUGCAUCUUGCAAAGUUCUUUAUUAUGAAAUGCACGAGAAGAAAAUCAUUCUUGACAGAAAGUUGACAGCAUUGAGGUAUUCUUUGUCAAAUUUCUCUUCAUCAAUCAAGUAUUUUGAGCAACGUGAACGUCAUGCAAGGGAGAGAAUGAAUGCUUCAUCCGCCUCUCUGAAUCAGAAGAAAGAAGAAUUGGUCCGAAUUCAAGUCUGCAAGGAUGAAACUCUGGCUGCACAAAUGAAAAUGAAACAAUCUGAAGUUGAAUUGAAAAACGAGAUAGCACGCCUGAAGCUAAAAGAGGAGGAAGAAACCCAAAGGAUUGAUAAUGAGAGGGUUCUUUUUGCCAUAGAGAACGUUGAGCAAACAGAUAACCGUUCCUCGCAGAAUUGGCAUUUUACUGGUAAAGCGACUGAGCUUCUGAAGUCAGAGGAGCAGAAGACAAAGCUCCAAAAUCAAAUCAAGCAGAGUCUAGAAAAGCUCGGGGCCACAAGGAAGGAAAUUGAGGAGAUGAACAAGAAACUAAGGAAAUUGGAUUUGGAGAUUCAGAGUACCAAACAUGAGAUAGAAAAUGCUUUGCCAUCGGUCGAAGAGUUGGAUCACAAGGUUCAGAGCAUCAUCAACGAAAAGAACAUGAUAUUGGACAUGGAAGAAAAUGGAAGGAAUGAAUUUGAGGCAAUGAUCCUUGACUAUCAUCAAUGCUUGUUUGAAACUGAACUAAAGGAGGAAGAGAUUAGGGUCCUGGAAGAAGAUUUGCAAGCUGAAUCAACUAAAUUGGACGAUUUAAAGAGAGCUAAAUCUGAAGCAACAAGCAGGACAUCGAAUUUGUUGGAGGAAAUCUCAUGUCAUUCGUCAUGCUCGGUAUCGGAGAAACUAGGAGAGAGUUUUCACCAAAUAACUAACUCAGUUGAAGAGUUGAACUCUUUUUUUAGUAUGAUAACCUUGUGA